UCCCGCUGUCACCUGCCCGCUGCGGGACCUCCGGCACGCGCUGGCCCUCAGCUCUCCAACCGCGCCCCAGGAGCAGGUGCCGGGACUGCCUGUGGCCUUUUAGUGGAGCGCAGCCGCCAGGCACUAGCGCGGAGCGGCCACAUGGAGAGCAGCGGUGGGAUUCCCCCGGCUGGGGCGCUUGGGGCGGCGGCCGAGUCCCCACAGUGCCCGCUGCCGUCCGGGGGCGAGGGCGCGGCGGGGCUGGCGGGGCCGGGGGAGCCCGAGGCGUCGGCCGAGAGCGCUGGGGGUGAGGGCGGGCCGCGGCGGGCUCUGCGGGCAGUAUACGUGUGCAGCGAGAGCCCUCAGGGCGGCGCGGCCGGUGGCCCGGAGGUGGGGGCGCGACAGUGCCUGCUGCGGGCCUGCGAGGCUGAGGGCGCCCACCUCACCUCUGUGCCCUUCGGGGAGCUCGACUUCGGAGAAACGGCCGUGCUCGACGCCUUCUACGACGCAGACGUUGCCGUGGUGGACAUGAGUGAUGUCUCCAGACAGCCUUCGCUCUUCUACCAUCUCGGAGUUCGAGAAAGCUUCGACAUGGCCAAUAAUGUGAUCCUGUAUCAUGACACUGAUGCUGACACUGCUCUUUCAUUGAAGGAUAUGGUAACUCAAAAAAACACAGCAUCUAGUGGAAAUUAUUAUUUCAUCCCGUACAUCGUGACACCCUGCGCUGAUUAUUUUUGCUGUGAGAGUGACGCCCAGAGGCGUGCCUCGGAGUACAUGCAGCCCAACUGGGACACCAUCCUCAGUCCGUUGUGUGUGCCCCUGGUGGACAGGUUUAUUAACCUCCUCAAGGACAUCCACGUGACCUCAUGUGUUUAUUACAAAGAAACCUUGUUAAAUGACAUCCGGAGAGCCAGAGAGAAAUACCAGGGCGAUGAACUGGCAAAGGAGCUGGCUCGGAUCAAACUCCGCAUGGAUAACACCGAGGUUCUGACCUCAGACAUCGUCAUUAAUUUACUGCUGUCCUACCGCGAUAUCCAGGACUAUGAUGCAAUGGUGAAGCUGGUAGAAACACUGGAAAUGCUGCCUACGUGUGAUUUGGCCGACCAACAUAACAUUAAGUUCCACUAUGCGUUUGCACUGAAUAGGAGAAACAGCGCAGGCGACCGUGAGAAGGCUCUGCAGGUCAUGCUCCAGGUUCUGCAGAGCUGUGACGGCCCAGCCCCCGACAUGUUCUGCUUGUGCGGAAGGAUCUACAAGGACAUCUUUUUGGAUUCAGACUGCAAAGAUGACGCCAGCCGAGACAGUGCCAUUGAGUGGUAUCGCACAGGGUUUGAGCUCCAGUCAUCUCUUUAUUCAGGAAUUAACCUUGCAAUUUUGCUGAUAGUUGCUGGACAACAAUUUGAAACAUCCAUGGAACUAAGGAAAAUAGGUGUCCGGCUGAACAGUUUGUUAGGAAGAAAAGGGAGCUUGGAGAAAAUGAACAAUUACUGGGAUGUGGGUCAGUUCUUCAACGUCAGUAUGUUGGCCAAUGAUGUCGGGAAGGCCGUGCAGGCAGCAGAGAGGUUGUUCAAACUGAAACCUCCAGUCUGGUACCUGCGAUCAUUAGUUCAGAAUUUGUUAUUAAUUCAACGCUUCAAGAAACCUAUUAUCGAACGUUCACCCAGGCAAGAACGGCUUAACUUCUGGUUAGAUAUAAUUUUUGAGGCAACAAACGAAGUUACUAAUGGACUCAGAUUUCCAGUUCUGGUGAUAGAACCAACCAAAGUCUACCAGCCCUCAUAUGUCUCUGUCAACAAUGAAGCGGAGGAGAGAACGGUUUCUCUGUGGCAUGUCUCACCCACGGAAGUGAAACAAAUCCAUGAAUGGAAUUUUACAGCUUCUUCCAUUAGAGGAAUAAGCAUAUCCAAGUUUGAUGAACGGUGUUGUUUUCUUUAUGUCCAUGAUAAUUCUGAUGACUUUCAAAUCUACUUUUCCACUGAAGACCAGUGUAGUAGGUUUUGCUCUUUGGUCAAAGAGAUGAUAACCAAUGCAGCGGGCAGUACAGUGGAGCUGGAGGGAGAGACCGAUGGGGACACCUUAGAGUAUGAGUACGACCAUGAUGCAAACGGUGACCGAGUUGUACUGGGGAAAGGCACGUACGGGGUCGUGUAUGCCGGCAGAGAUCUAAGCAAUCAAGUGCGAAUCGCCAUCAAAGAAAUCCCAGAGAGAGAUAGCAGGUACUCCCAGCCUCUGCACGAGGAGAUAGCCCUGCACAAGUACCUCAAGCACCGCAACAUCGUUCAGUACCUGGGCUCUGUUUCAGAGGACGGCUACAUUAAGAUAUUCAUGGAGCAGGUGCCUGGGGGAAGCCUUUCUGCUCUUUUGCGAUCAAAGUGGGGGCCAAUGAAGGAGCCCACCAUCAAGUUUUACACCAAGCAGAUCCUGGAAGGCCUUAAAUAUCUCCAUGAAAACCAGAUUGUGCACAGAGACAUAAAGGGCGAUAAUGUUCUAGUGAAUACCUAUAGUGGAGUGGUGAAAAUCUCCGAUUUUGGAACCUCUAAACGUCUUGCAGGAGUGAAUCCAUGCACAGAGACUUUUGCUGGCACUUUGCAGUACAUGGCACCUGAGAUUAUUGAUCAAGGACCUCGCGGGUAUGGUGCCCCGGCUGACAUCUGGUCCCUGGGCUGCACCAUCAUUGAGAUGGCCACUAGCAGGCCUCCGUUCCAUGAGCUCGGCGAGCCGCAGGCAGCAAUGUUCAAAGUGGGGAUGUUUAAAAUCCACCCCGAGAUUCCUGAAGUCCUUUCUACGGAAGCCAGAACCUUCCUUUUGUCCUGUUUUGAGCCUGACCCCCACAAACGUGUCACCGCUGCUGACCUCCUCAAAGAGGGUUUCUUAAGGCAGGUGAACAAGGCCAAGAAGAACCGAAUUGCUUUCAAGCCAGCAGAGGGUGCCCGGGGCACCACCCUGGCCCUGCCCACAGUGGGUGAGCCCAUGGUCAGCAGCGAGCUUGGCUCUGUCUCCCCGGACUUGGAUGCACAGUCGAAUGCGUUCUUCGAGAAGGCCCGGGAGCCCAGGCACCGGCUCAGCCACCUGCUCAGUGUUCCAGAUGAGAGCUCAGCCUUGGAAGACCGGAGCGCAGCCUCAUCCCCGGAGGACAGAGACCCGGGUCUCUUCCUGCUGCGCAAGGACAGUGAGCGCCGUGCCAUCCUGUACAAAAUCCUCUGGGAGGAGCAGAACCAGGUGGCUUCCAACCUGCAGGAGUGCCUGGCGCAGAGUUCUGAAGAGUUGCACCUCUCAGUUGGCCACAUCAAGCAAAUAAUUGGGAUUCUGAGGGACUUCAUCCGCUCCCCGGAGCACAGGGUGAUGGCAUCCACGAUAUCAAAGCUAAAGGUGGACCUGGACUUUGACAGCUCAUCCAUCAGUCAGAUUCACCUGAUACUGUUUGGAUUUCAGGAUGCCGUAAAUAAAAUUUUAAGGAACCACUUAAUUAGGCCCCACUGGAUGUUUGCAAUGGACAACAUCAUCCGGCGAGCGGUGCAGGCUGCAGUCACCAUUCUCAUCCCAGAGCUCCGAACCCACUUUGAGCCCGCCUCGGAGACUGAAGGGGUAGAUAAGGACCCGGAUGAGGUGGAAGCGGACUAUCCCCCAGCAGACCCGCCUGGAAGCGAAGCACCCACGAUAUGCGGAGAGAGCACACCCACUGCAGCACUUGCUGAGGCCCAGCCCCAGCAGCUCCACCAGCAGCGCCUGAGCCUCCAGCUGGGCGAGCUCAGGCAGGAGACCAGCAGACUUUUGGAACACCUAGUUCAAAGAGAGAGAGAGUACCAGAAUCUUCUACGGCAAACCCUAGAACAGAAAACUCAAGAAUUGUAUCACCUCCAGUCACAAUUCAAAUCUGAUGGGAAUCCAGCGUCCCCGCCUGGGCAGAGGACAGAUAAAGACCUUGUAGACUGGUUACAACUGCAAGGAGCAGACGCAAAUGCAAUUGAAAAGGUACAUUUACACGCCCCCUCCCCCGCGCGCCCCCAAAUAACCCUAUUCCUAUGUUAUUACAAAGCUGCUUAGCUCCUAUGUAUUUGCUCUUGGUUUCAGAUUGUUGAAGAGGGUUAUACACUUUCUGAUGUUCUUAAUGAUAUCACUAAGGAAGAUCUAAGAUACCUUAGACUACGGUAAGAACAGCCUCAAAACACUUUGUAUAGUAGAAAAUGGCUUUUUCAUGUGAUUAUGCUUUUACAUAAAGCAGUAGAAAAAGUGCUGGUACCUUUUCCUAUGACUUAGUCAGAAAGCUCCAAACUCGGGAGUUUUCCCGGGUUGAAGCUGGAAAAAGCCGAGAGGUGGCAGAAGCUGAAAGUCUGGCAGGAAAAGUCAGCGAGAAGUAGGAAGGUGACAGAAGCGCUCUCCUCCUCCUGCCAUUCGUGCUAUUCCCGAACCCUUUCUUUAAACUGCGACCUGCAUUCUCAUUCCCAUGGCAUCUUAAAUGGCCCGCUCUGUACAGAUGCACCAGCACUCCUGUACAUACCUCUAGGGCCUAAGUGGUAAAUCCGUAUGUGAAAAGAAUGUAUUUCUAUUUUAGGUAAGCUUUGAAGACUAGAUGGCAAACCUAGUCAAGCCUAGACUUACAUGCUCCAGUUUUGGCCAUAAGGGGUGUUGCUUUGACUCUAAAGGAGACUCUCACGUUCUUUCGUAGUGGUGGGCUCCUCUGCAGGCUCUGGGCUGCAGUCUCCCAGUACAGAAGACAGGCUCAGGGGGCCCUGGCCACCCCCGAUGACGCUUAACCCGUCAGCUGGGCCAGGGCGCAGAGGGAGCAAGGAGCUGAUGUCUCUGCCGCUACAGCAUUACUGAGAUGGUUUCUUUUAACCUGUUGUUAACGUGUUAUAGGUGAGUAGAACUGUAUGUAUUGUGAGAACAGUGAUUGUGAACCCUAAUUUUGAUUAGGGUAUUACAGAAUUCUUAAAAAUGAAUUUUAAUAUAUUUCAAUGAAAAAAUUAGUACACCCUAUAUAGCACUUGUUGGAAAGGUGAAACAAUGGGUGUUUAAAAUAACAAAAAGGCUGGAAAUCACUGUUUCAGGCUACACAUUACUAUUAACUGGCAUUGCACUUAAAUUUGAAAAAGAAAAUUGAUAUGAAUGUACCUUGUAUUUAAUGUUUGAUUAUGAACGUAUAAAUGGAGAUAACUAAGUUAUUUGGCCUUUGCAAUGAUUCUGAAGUAUUCCUAUUUAAAAGUAGAAUUGUCUUUCUACUUGCCUGGUUGUAAUAAAUACUACGUGCAUUAAGGUACGCUGUGGGGGUAAUGUGAGUAUGCCAAGGGAAUGAUCCCCCCACAAAAAGGUGACAGAGUGGGACAGACAUACAAGGAACUGUUUUUCCUUUUAGUAAUUAAAACGUAUUUGUUCAAAUAGUAUACAACUAAAUCAAAUAAAACUGUGUUAAGGAAAUAGUUUGAAAGAAGGUUGAGCAAACUCUAUACUGCCUAUUUUAGGCCUAUACAAAUCUAAAUAACCUUUAAUAUUCACACUAAAUAAUUAAGUGUGCAAUAACGUCUUAUAACGCAACACUAUAUAAACUGCAUGCAGUUCCUACCUGAAUCUACAUACUUUCCUAUGGGGUUUCCCUCCUUAACAAAGUU
This is a messenger RNA of Rhinolophus ferrumequinum (greater horseshoe bat), 5585 nucleotides long. RefSeq names its product mitogen-activated protein kinase kinase kinase 15 (gene MAP3K15). The record is from RefSeq and is a predicted model, not a curated record. The transcript is spliced from 27 exons. Lineage: Eukaryota; Metazoa; Chordata; Mammalia; Chiroptera; Rhinolophidae. The coding region runs from base 142 to 4023 and encodes 1293 amino acids. Gene Ontology annotation, molecular function: ATP binding; MAP kinase kinase kinase activity. Gene Ontology annotation, biological process: protein phosphorylation; MAPK cascade; cellular response to stress.